This is a messenger RNA of Leopardus geoffroyi (Geoffroy's cat), 2760 nucleotides long. RefSeq names its product abhydrolase domain containing 17B, depalmitoylase (gene ABHD17B). Gene Ontology annotation, cellular component: endosome membrane; plasma membrane. Gene Ontology annotation, biological process: protein depalmitoylation. Bases 573 to 1439 code for a protein of 288 amino acids. NCBI's taxonomy places the organism in Eukaryota, Metazoa, Chordata, Mammalia, Carnivora, Felidae. Gene Ontology annotation, molecular function: palmitoyl-(protein) hydrolase activity. The transcript has 4 exons. The record is from RefSeq and is a predicted model, not a curated record.
UCUCCCUCCAGUCAGUGACCAACUCCUGCCUUAGCGAGGCUUCUGCUCGCCCCCCUCGGUUCCCUUCCAGCCUUCCUCCCGCCACCAGACCUAGCCCCGCGGUGGCAGGCUGAGGAAGAGCGAAGAAAGGAGGAUUAAAGAGAAGAAAGACCUCGCUGGGUCUGGGUGGUGUCUGCAGUGCCAGAAAGGGAGGUGGCGGCGGCGGCUGCGACCACGGCCGCGCGGGACGUGAGGCCCGAGAGCAGCCGACGGCGGCGGCCGCUCCAGAGCCUCGCGCCGGGGCCGUUAGUCAGCAGAACGCGAGCCCGUGUGCGGGAGCUGGGCCGGCGCGAGGCGAGACUCCAGAGCGCGAGCCGGCCCCCUCGGGCGCCGCCGUCCCUCCUCGUCCCGGCGCCGGGGGCUGCAGCCCUCGUCCCCCCCUCCUCGGCCGCGCCCGCCCGCAGGCCGGGAGAGUCCGGCGGUGGCGGCGGCAGCAGCGUGGGUCGCACCUUGUGGAGGACAGCGCGUCCGCACAGGCUCUCUGCCGGCCCUUUCUUCCCGACACCUUGGCCGCGGCCCCUCAGGUGCAGAAGAUGAAUAAUCUUUCAUUCAGUGAGUUAUGUUGCCUCUUCUGCUGUCCACCUUGCCCUGGGAAAAUUGCUUCAAAAUUAGCAUUUUUGCCACCUGAUCCAACAUAUACACUGAUGUGUGAUGAAAGUGGAAGCCGCUGGACUUUACACCUAUCAGAACGAGCAGACUGGCAGUACUCUUCUAGGGAAAAAGAUGCUAUUGAGUGUUUCAUGACUAGAACCAGUAAAGGCAACAGAAUUGCCUGCAUGUUUGUGCGCUGUUCACCCAAUGCCAAGUACACUUUACUCUUCUCACAUGGAAAUGCUGUUGAUCUUGGUCAGAUGAGCAGCUUUUACAUAGGACUGGGAUCACGGAUUAAUUGUAAUAUAUUCUCAUAUGAUUAUUCUGGAUAUGGCGCAAGUUCUGGGAAACCAACGGAGAAGAACCUCUAUGCAGAUAUAGAAGCUGCUUGGCUUGCUCUUAGGACAAGAUAUGGCAUUCGCCCUGAAAAUGUGAUUAUAUAUGGCCAAAGUAUAGGGACAGUACCAUCUGUGGAUCUUGCUGCUCGGUAUGAGAGUGCUGCUGUUAUUCUUCAUUCUCCUUUGACCUCGGGAAUGCGAGUCGCUUUUCCUGAUACCAAGAAGACCUACUGUUUUGAUGCAUUCCCAAACAUUGACAAAAUCUCUAAGAUAACCUCCCCAGUAUUAAUAAUUCAUGGGACUGAAGAUGAAGUCAUUGACUUUUCACAUGGCCUCGCAUUGUUCGAGCGUUGCCAAAGACCUGUGGAGCCUCUGUGGGUUGAAGGGGCAGGUCACAAUGAUGUGGAACUUUAUGGACAGUACCUCGAAAGGUUGAAACAGUUUGUGUCACAGGAACUGGUAAAUUUGUAAAAUAUUCUGUAAAUUUGCAUACUGGGUUUUCUUUCCUUGCUGAACUGCACUCUUUGGUAAAUAACAUAAAACCUGAAGGUUUUGUUUGCAAAUCAUGUCAGUUGCCUUCAUAAUUGUACAGGUAAUGAUUUGUUAACAGACUUAAUGAAGGUUUUAAUUACCAGAACUAGAAACUGGAAAUAACAGUAUCAUGCAGUCAAGCUGUGUAAUUUAUAUUUUUUCUGUGAAUUUUUUUUUAAACAUCAAAAUGAGUACUGUAUGAAAUUUUAAUUCUAUAAAAUCAAAUGCUGUAAAAGUAUUGCCAAAUGCUUUUGCAUAUCAGAAACAGAUUUAUAAAUAUUUUUAAAACAUCUCAAUGUACUAAAUCUUAUCCAGGUAUACAAAUGUAAUAUUCUUUCAAUAAAAAGCAAAACAAUUCAAGUACUCAUAAUAGAAUAAACUGUAUGAAAAUGUGCAAGUUCACUAGAGAUGACCUAAGCCCUGUUGUACAGGGAUAAAGGUUUAAACACUUAUUUUAUUGUAAAAUACAUUGAAUUUUCUGUAUUCUCUGGUUAUCAUACAUUUUCUCCUUAAAAAACAAAUGAUGUAAGUCUUAAUUUUUAUGCCAUCUAUUAAUUUACCAACUAGUUACCUUGUAAAUGAGAAGUCAUGAUAGCACUGAAUUUUAACUAGUUCUGAUUUAUAGGGUUGGUACUAUGAGGCAACUACUUAAAAUUCUCAUUUUUGUUUUUUAAAAGGCAUUUAGAGCUUCAAGAAUGAUUUUGUAUGCAAUGUUGUUUUAAAUUUUGACUAAUCUCAUAGAAUUGCUGUACUCUCUGUUAUAAGAAAACCUGAGAGUCCGUUCGUUAGAUGUUCUUCAAGACCACAAACAGGCUGGCUAUUUGGUCAUUUUUCACUUUGGCUAUUUUUAAUAGGACCUGUUGUUUUAGAUUACUAUCUGAGAAUUUCAUGGAUUCACUCCUGAUACAGGAGAUAAGAGAACAUUUAAUUCAUAACUUUUAUAUUAACCAAUGUAGUAAAAAACAAAGCUCACACACAAAAACUAAGUUGCCUUUCCUUGAAUGAAUCCUGCCUGAAUAAAACAAUGAAAGAAAAAUAAAAAUAAAAUUAAUGGUAUGUAGUCUAAUUUGUAAAUGAAUGAAUAUUGAAAUAAUACACACUGUGGAUAUAUUUUAAGGCCUUAUGUAGUUUUAAUUGUUCUGCUUGUUCUGUGGUUAUGUCUAAGACUAUAGUAUAUGAUUCUCUUCAAAGUAUAUCAAGUAUUGUGAAUGCUUUGGUUCAGAUGUGUCAAAUUAACAGUAAAACAACAAAUAUAAUACCA